This is a messenger RNA of Cavia porcellus (domestic guinea pig), 2973 nucleotides long. It is a transcript of the gene Ppm1d, whose product is annotated as protein phosphatase, Mg2+/Mn2+ dependent 1D. The transcript has 6 exons. Gene Ontology annotation, biological process: negative regulation of gene expression, epigenetic; peptidyl-threonine dephosphorylation. NCBI's taxonomy places the organism in Eukaryota, Metazoa, Chordata, Mammalia, Rodentia, Caviidae. The record is from RefSeq and is a predicted model, not a curated record. The coding region runs from base 170 to 1972 and encodes 600 amino acids. Gene Ontology annotation, molecular function: cation binding; protein serine/threonine phosphatase activity; mitogen-activated protein kinase binding.
UCUCGCGGACAAGUCUCGACUUCGCGCGCCCCCCCUCCGGGACCGCCCCCUCCUCCCACUCAGCGACGUCGAAGAUAAACAAUAGUUGGCCGGCGAGCGGCGGGUGUGUGUCUCCCGCCGCCGGAUUCGGCGGGCUGCGUGAGACCGGCGGGAUCCCGGCCAGCCGGCGAUGGCGGGGCUGUACUCGCUCGGAGUGAGCGUCUUCUCAGACCAGGGCGGGAGGAAGUACAUGGAGGACGUUACUCAGAUCGUGGUGGAGCCCGAGCCGACAGCUGAAGAAAAGCCGUCGCCCCGGCGAUCGCUGUCGCAGCCGUCGCCUUCACAACCGUCGCCGUCCGCCUUUCCUGGCGGCGAAGUCUCGGGGACAGGCCGAGCCCGGGAUGCCCGCGAUCCUGCGCCGGACGCCGGGGCCUCGCCGGGCGGCCGCUGCUGCCGCCGCCGCUCCUCCGUAGCUUUCUUUGCCGUGUGUGACGGACACGGCGGGCGGGAGGCGGCACAGUUCGCCCGCGAGCACUUAUGGGGUUUUAUCAAGAAGCAGAAGGGUUUCACCUCGUCCGAGCCGGCGAAGGUCUGUGCCGCUAUCCGCAAGGGCUUCCUCGCUUGUCACCUCGCCAUGUGGAAGAAACUGGAAUGGCCAAAGACAAUGACAGGUCUGCCCAGCACAUCAGGGACAACUGCCAGUGUGGUCAUCAUACGGGGCAUGAAGAUGUAUGUAGCUCAUGUAGGUGAUUCAGGGGUGGUCCUUGGAAUUCAGGAUGACCCGAAGGAUGAUUUUGUCAGAGCUGUGGAGGUGACACAGGACCAUAAGCCAGAACUUCCCAAGGAAAGAGAACGAAUUGAAGGACUUGGUGGGAGUGUGAUGAACAAGUCCGGAGUGAACCGUGUAGUUUGGAAAAGGCCUCGGCUCACUCAUAGUGGACCUGUUAGAAGGAGCACAGUUAUUGACCAGAUUCCUUUCCUGGCAGUAGCCAGAGCACUUGGUGAUCUGUGGAGCUAUGAUUUCUUCAGUGGUGAGUUUGUGGUAUCACCAGAGCCAGACACGAGUGUCCACACACUCGAUCCUCAGAAGCACAAGUAUAUUAUCUUGGGGAGUGACGGGCUUUGGAACAUGAUUCCACCUCAAGAUGCUGUUUCAAUGUGCCAGGAUCAAGAGGAAAAAAAAUACUUGACGGGUGAACAUGGCCAGUCCUGUGCCAAAAUGCUUGUGAAUAGAGCACUAGGCCGCUGGAGGCAGCGUAUGCUUCGAGCAGAUAACACCAGUGCUAUAGUAAUCUCCAUCUCGCCAGGAGUGGACAAUCAGGGAGACUUCACCAAUGAAGAUGAGCUCUUCCUGAAUCUGACCGAUAGCCCUUCCUACAAUAGUCAAGACACCUGUGUAAUCAAUCCUUCCCCAUGUUCUACACCUCCAGUCAAGUCCCUGGAAGAGGAUCCAUGGCCCAGGCUGAACUCUAAAGACCAUAUACCUACCCUCGUUCGCAGUAAUGCCUUCUCAGAGAAUCUUUUAGAGAUCCCAACUGAGAUAACUCGAGGGAGUGUCCAGGCUAUAAUCAUACCCUCAAAAGACCCAGAGCCACUUGAGGAAAAUUGCACUAAAACCCUAACUUUAAGGAUACAUGAUUCUUUGAACAAUACUCUGUCAGUUGGCCUUGUGCCUACAAAUUCAACAAAUACCAUGUUGGACCAAAAAAAUUUAAAGGUAUCCACUCCUGGUCAAAUGAAGGCCCAAGAAGUUGAAAGAACUCCUCCAGCAAACUUUAAAAGGACUUUGGAAGAAUCCAACUCUGGCCCACUUAUGAAAAAGCACAGACGCAAUGGCUUAAGUCGAAGUAGCGGUGCUCAGCCUGCAAGCCUCCCUGCCACCUCACAGCGGAAGAACUCUGUUAAACUCACCAUGCGACGCAGACUGAGGGGCCAGAAGAAGAUUGGCAACCCUUUGCUACAUCAGCACAGGAAAACUGUUUGUGUGUGCUGAAAUGUGUCCGGAAGUGGGGUUUUCCAAAUUCAGAAUAUGAGGGCUUUUUAAAUUUGGUGCCAUCCCUGGGCAUGGUGGCACAUGCUUUUAAUCCUGGCACUUGGGAGAUUGAGGCAGGGGGAUUGCGAGAGUUCAAGACCCUGUUUCAAACGUAAAAUAAAAAAUAAAUGAAUUUGGUGCAGAGUUGAACUUUUUUAAAGGGGACAAAAUAAAGAGUGUACAAUUUAACAUUUUAGAAUUUAACAGUUUUAUCCUGGCCUUGUACUUGCUUGUAUGAUGAAUGUGAAUUUUGUAGAUGUUAGGGUUUAAGUUGCUGUAAAAUGUGUGUAAAUUUGUAUCUUUCACACAGCUCAGUCUCAUACUUGAUAUACAAUAAUCGUGACAACAGGGCUACAUGGUUAAAAGAAAUGGAAGAAUAUUAGAUUUUAGAAAUACAUUUAAACUUUCUAAAAUGCUUAUUAACAUUUUUGUAUGUCACACAUGAUGAAAACACACCUUUUUAAAGUAAAUUAUUAAGCAAACUGGAAAAGUGAUGUAUUUUCAUAGUGACCGGUGUCCCACUUAAUGUUUCCUAGAGACUAAUAAUAGGGUCUUUUAAAAGUUAUUUUUUAUUUCUAAUUGCAUAAUUCAAAGCUGCAUUUUUCAUAGAAGUGUUGGACCAUGCUAAGGUAGCUGGGUGUUAGUCUCCGUGUCCCAGUUAAAAUACUAUGCAGUGUCUCUUCAGUAGCAUUUUCUAAAACAUUAGCCACUGAUGCUCACUGAAUCUUUGGCAUAGAAGGUGUGUUUGCCUAAAACAAUACCCGUCUCAGUCAUCCCAGACCAAUGGCAUUAUUAGGUUGUAAAAUAGUAACCUCCUUCCAGUGUUCGCUUAAAAUAUGUGAAGUUUUUCUUGCUAUUUCAAUAACAUGGUGCUGCUAAUUCCCAACAUUUCUUAAAUUAUUUUAUAUUGUAUGGUUUUCAUCAGUUAUGAGUAUGUUCAUCUAAUAAAUCAGUGAAUAAUU